AUGUCCAUGGCAGGAGUGGCUGCUCAGGAGAUCAGAGUCCCUUUAAAAACUGGAUUUCUGCACGAUGGCCAAGCCUUGGGGAGCCUGAAGGCCUGCUGGGGUGGCCGCAGCGAGUUUGAGAACAGCUUUUUAAACAUCGACCCGAUAACCAUGGCCUACAGUCUGAACUCGCGGGCGCAGGAGCAGCUAACCUCCAUCGGGCGCACCUCCAGAUCCACCCCGAUGAGCAGCAGCCACUGUGCAGAGCAAUGCCCCCCUCCGAAGUCCCGCCUGCCUCCCCUCAUCAUCCCCCCAAGUGAAGGCUGGGGGCAGCAGGAGGAGGACCGGGUGGCAUGUGGACUGAAGAAGCUGGCGGUGAACGGGGUCUGUGCUGCCACACCCCCGUUGACCCCCGUCAAGAGUCCCGUGUCCCUCUUCUCCAGCCCAGCGCCCUGCGAGCGGGGCUCCCGGCCCCUGCCGCCACUGCCCAUCUCCGAGGACCCAGCCCUGGACGAGACGGACUGCGAGGUCGAGUUUCUCACCAGCUCGGACACGGACUUCCUUCUGGAAGACUGCGGGCUCUCCGACUUCAGAGCCGAUGGCCCCGGCAGACGCAGCUUCCGAGGAUGCGGACAGAUCAACUAUGCAUAUUUUGACACCCCAACUGUCUCCGCCGUGGAUCUCAGCCAGGAACCUGACCAGGUGGCUGGGGUGCCAAGUGCCGACCCCCUUCUGCCUCAGGCCCACCGGAGACUGAGGAGGUCUCACUCAGGCCCCGCGGGGUCCUUCAACAAGCCGGCCAUCAGGAUCUCUAGCUCCAUGCACAGGGCUUCUCCCAAUUCCGACGACGACAAGCCAGAAGUUCCCCCUCGGGUCCCCAUCCCUCCCCGGCCGGCCAAGCCAGACUACAGAAGGUGGUCGGCCGAGGUCACCUCCAGCACCUACAGCGAUGAGGACAGGCCCCCCAAAGUCCCACCGAGAGAGCCCUUGUCCCGGAGCAACUCCCGCACCCCAAGCCCCAAAAGCCUCCCAUCUUACCUCAACGGGGUCAUGCCCCCCACGCAGAGCUUUGCCCCCGACCCCAAGUACGUGAGCAGCAAAGCCCUGCAGAGACAGCACAGUGAGGGGGCUGCCGGCAAGGCACCCUGCAUCCUGCCCAUCAUUGAAAAUGGGAAGAAGGUGAGCUCCACGCACUACUACCUGCUCCCUGAGAGGCCGCCCUACCUGGACAGAUUCGAAAAAUUUUUUAGGGAAGCAGAAGAAACACACGGGAACACCCCCGUCCACCCCAUCCUGGCCCAUGGCAGUAUCUCUUCAGCCCCAGAAAAGCUGGACCUAAAGCCACGAGUGGACCUGGGAGGCCAUGUGAAGCGCAAACAUUUCUCCUAUGUGGUUUCUCCUUAG
Rangifer tarandus platyrhynchus (Svalbard reindeer) is the source of this 1383-nucleotide messenger RNA. NCBI's taxonomy places the organism in Eukaryota, Metazoa, Chordata, Mammalia, Artiodactyla, Cervidae. The record is from the annotation of a GenBank genome assembly.